This is a messenger RNA of Aspergillus steynii IBT 23096, 1359 nucleotides long. RefSeq names its product phosphotransferase family protein. The record is from RefSeq and is a predicted model, not a curated record. The transcript has a single exon. Bases 1 to 1359 code for a protein of 452 amino acids. Lineage: Eukaryota; Fungi; Ascomycota; Eurotiomycetes; Eurotiales; Aspergillaceae.
AUGGACACCGAUCAUCUCGCAAAAGAGCAGUCAGAUCGAGUCUUCCAGGUGUGGAUACAGAAUCUACUCAGGAAUGCACCGGAGAAUUUGGCAGGCAGGCUUGCUUCCCAGCAUUAUCCUGGUACGCCCGUAACCGCCUCGCGGCUUCCAAAUGGCGCUUUUAAUGUGUGCUAUCGAGUCACCUACGAUGAUGGCCAUCGUGUCGUGGUGCGAUUUACGGCCCUUGGGCGGGUCAUUGCGCGCAACGAAAAGGUUGAGGAUGAGGUCGCAGUGUUGACCUACCUUGCUCAACAUACAGCGAUCCCUGUACCCAAGGUCUUGGGACAUGGCAAGUGUGCAGCCGGUCCGUACAUUGUCAUGUCUUUUAUCGAAGGAAAUUGGUUGAGUGGAUACCUCAGAGACCCGUCACAAGAGACAGCCACAUUGAAACCGAGUAUCCCGACAUCUGUCUUGAGGAGAGCUUAUUUGAGCAUGGCUGAAAUACUGCUGGAGCUGUCGAAGCCUGAAUUUCCGUAUAUUGGAGCUAUCAAACAGGAUGAGUCGGGGAAUUGGACCGUGUCAAAGCGUCCCCUUACCUUCAACAUGAACCGGCUUGCUCAAUUCUCCAAUAUUCCACACAGUAUCUUCAAGCGGCAGCAUUUCAGUAAUGCAGCGGACUAUUUUGAAGAGCUCGCUCAGCAGCAUUUCUAUCAUCUCGAACUUCAACGUAACGAUGCAAUUUCAAACGAAGCCGACUGCCGGAAGAAGUAUAUUGCUCGUUGUCUUGUUCGCAAGAUAUCGCGUGAGAUAUCACGGGAGCAUUGCAGUGGGCCUUUCCGGCUCUAUUGCGACGACCUUGGCCCCGACGAUGUUCUUGUCGAUGCGAAUAAGCAUGUUGUAACUGGGGUGGUCGAUUGGGAGUUUACUUACGCCGCUCCAGUUGAAUUUACAUAUGCUGCUCCUUGGUGGCUCUCGCUGGAGCGUCCGGAAGUCUGGGAGUCAGAUCUCGAUACAUUUUUGGUGCGCUUUAUGCCGAGAUUUCGUACUUUUCUAGAAGUACUUCGAGAUUGUGAGGCACGAAAGAUCCAAGGCGGAUCAUUGUCAGAAUCCCGACGUCUAUCGACGGUUAUGGAGAAGUCAUUGGAAACUGGGCUAGUUUGGAUUUGUCUUGCUUCACGGCAUAGCUCCAUGUUUGACGAGAUCUACUGGAAGUUCAUUGAUCCAAGAUUCUUUGGUCAUUUUACAACCAUUGAGGAUCGACUAGAUCUGCUCAGUGCAGAAGAGCGUGUAGACGUCGGCAACUUCAUUGAGAAUAAAGCACAACAGGCAGAGGGCGGUCUGGUUUCCUAUUACAGCAUUGACGAACUGGUCGAUCUAUAG